CGUAUGUCUUUUAUGUAUGUUUUCUGUUGUUAUUUUAAAAAGCAAUACUUUUUAAAAAAAAGCAUUGACAUUAAUUAUGCAAGACUUCUGAGGUUAAGGGACUAAGGCUGAAAUAGCUUCUUUUUGGGGUGGUGGCACUAAACUUUAGAUCAGCAUGUCAGUUGGGCGGCAUUGAUUGCCUUCCAAAAACAAUUUGAACCAAGCUCUUCUGGAUCACAUUUGGGCUGCAAUUCCAUUUUUGGUUAGAUUAUCAUUUUAGUUUUAGUUUAGUUUUCAGAUGUUUUAUUUAUGCAUUUAUUGUAUCUUGUGUAUUAUGUAUUUUAUCUUGUAAGCUACUGAUAAUCAUUUGGGAUAACGGUGGUUCAUAAAUGCAGUUAAUAAAGUUAUCUGAAAGGAGAUUCAAUUUAGUAUUUUGCUCAUUACAUACUUGGGGUAAAGAAGAUGGUAAAAUACAAAAGAAUAUUGCAGACAAAUUCAUCAUAUAAAUUUAAAGCUUCUCAAACACAACUAUAUUUCUGUUUAUUUACCUGAAAGUUAAACAUUUUUUAUUGAAAUCCACUUCUUCGGUGUUCAUAUGUGCCAAGAGUGGCCUGCGAGAACAUUUGGGUUUAAUCAGGGAACGAGGCAGCAGUUUUAACCAGUUAAAUAAUUAUUUUAACUCUGCUCUUGAUUAGGCUGCCAAGGGGAAAAUUUACUUGUUUCUACUCGGCUCAAAUGCUUGUCUGCUUUAGAAAUCCGUUAGAGGGGCUGCUACUUUGGGGGCUCUUCAACGACUUUGGAGAUGUUGUACAUUGUACACCAUGUAUACAACCAAUUUCGUUGUAUACAUGAAGUACAAUGACAAUAAAGGCUAUACUAUACUACUAUACUAUAUUGUGUUGCUGUAUAGACAACUAACCUCCCGCAUCACUACCACCCCACUAACAAAUGCAAGGUACGCCAGAUGAACGCCCAGCCUGCGCGCGUAGAUUAAUCCCAGGUUCUUGCCUCGCCUUCUCGCCUCCCCUUCACCCGCUUCACUGGGGAGCGGAAGUGCCCUGGGAAAACCGUGACGUCCUUAGUUUCCGAAGCCGAACGUUACACCGGAAGCGACGACGGUUGAGCGACUCGGAGCCCGUGACCUCUGCGCCCUCUAGCGGUUCUCUUAUUAUCCAUUCCUCGUUCCUUCGGCUAAGGUCCAGUAUUGCAUGGCCAAGUGGGGGCCGCCACACAGGUGUGUGUGUUUGUGUGUAUGCGCGCGAGGAAGAGAUAUCGCGGGGAAGGAGGGUGUAACGCGGUUCCUCGGGAUUUCCAGGUGAGCGGUGGGGAAUAUCCCUUUCCUUCGUCUCUCCCCCCUCCGCUCUUAGGAUGGUACAGACCAAAGAUUAGGCAUCGCUGUUUUCCUGAGUGGUUACUAAUAGCUGAACCGAAAGCCUUGAAUUGGGGUCACGGUGGCGCGAUCUUCCCACUUUCUUAUUUCGGCUUGUUCUCCAACCUGACGCGAGCCGAGAUCUCUUAGCAAAUGCUGGUCAGAAAAAAAUGGCCUGCACAAUAGAAAAGAUCUUGACAGAUGCCAAGACAUUGCUGGAAAGGCUGAAAGAUCAUGAUAAUGCUGCUGAGACUCUCAUUGAUCAGUCCACUAUGUUGCAUAAUAAAGUAGUAGCCAUGAAAGAAGCUGGUUCAACUCUUUCACACAAGUAUCAAGAAGAUGCAGCUGAGCUAAAGGAUCUCUCUAAAUACAAACCUCACAUUCUCUUAUCUCAGGAAAACACUCAGAUCAGAGAUCUGCAACAAGAAAAUAGAGAGCUAUGGAUCUCCUUGGAAGAACAUCAAGAUGCACUGGAACUUAUUAUGAGCAAAUACAGAAAACAUAUGCUGCAGCUCAUGAUGAAAAGAAAAGAUAUGGAUUCUCAAUCGAUUUUGCAAGUACAUCAAACUCAGUCUGCGGAGAUUGAGAGUCAGAUUGACAUAAUCUGUGAAAUGGGAGAGGUUAUGAGAAAAGCAGUUAAUGUUGACAGUGAUCAGUAUUAUAAAAUACAAGAAAAGCUAGCACAGUUAGAGCUUGAAAAUAAAGAGUUGCGAAAAUUAUUAUCAAUCAGUAAAGAAUCUGUCGAAGUGAGGCAAGAAUUACUUGAUGUUACAACUCAAGCUACAAAACCUCAGUCCUUGAACAGUUGAUCCUGGAAAUUGGAAACUACUGCAGGAAUGAGUAUGCUUUCUCUCUGAGCUUUCCUUUAAUUCUCUUUAGUCUACUCUUGGAAACCAUUCCAAGCCUGUUAUUAUAUUGUAAGUUCUGUGCUUGGGGGUGGGGAUGUUGCAAUGUCCCCUUCCUUGAUUAAGAUUUGUUUUGCUUAAUCAUACAGAAGAGUGAAAUAAAUGUUUCCUUUAGGUUACCCAUGAUUUUAGAAAUCUCAGUAGGAUACAACAAGGAUCAUCUUAACUUGAGCAAAUAACAUUAAAGUCAAGUCUUUUAACAUGACUUAAAUUGCAAUGGAAUUCAGUUCUUAAAUAUAUUUAAGAUGCACUGUUAUACAAAGCUUAGGCACUCCUAUUCUUAAUGCUAGAAUUUCUGCUUCUAGCAUUGUUUUUGGUGCUGCAUUUAUUGUAUCAUUUAAAAAUAAACUGUCAUAUUACCUAUUUUUUUAAUAUAAACAAAGUCAUCCAGUGUCACCUUGUAGGGGAGUUAAAAUUUAGCAUAGAAAU
Thamnophis elegans (Western terrestrial garter snake) is the source of this 2682-nucleotide messenger RNA. RefSeq names its product suppressor of IKBKE 1 (gene SIKE1). Bases 1519 to 2157 code for a protein of 212 amino acids. The record is from RefSeq and is a predicted model, not a curated record. The transcript has 6 exons. NCBI's taxonomy places the organism in Eukaryota, Metazoa, Chordata, Lepidosauria, Squamata, Natricidae.